Molecule: messenger RNA, 925 nt
Organism: Phoenix dactylifera (date palm)
Lineage: Eukaryota; Viridiplantae; Streptophyta; Magnoliopsida; Arecales; Arecaceae
Product: putative ascorbate-specific transmembrane electron transporter 1
Molecular function (GO): oxidoreductase activity
Source: RefSeq, a predicted model, not a curated record
CUCUUUUUAGCUGUACAUUAGGAGAUGGACCAAGUCCUUAAACAUAAAACCACAGGUCCAUGAGAUAUCCUUAACCGAUCUAUCUUCUUCGGAGCACCAUGGCGAGGCCUGAAUUCCUCGUUGCAGCCUCUCGUGCUGGAAUGGCAGCCCACGUCCUCGCCUUGACUGCAGCCAUUCUUGUGCUUGUGUGGGUGCUCCACUUCGGAGGUGGUGCCCACCUGCAUUCAGAGAACAAAAAACUCAUCUUCAAUGUGCAUCCGCUUGUGAUGACUCUGGGUUUCAUUCUUGUUAUUGGAGAAGGUAUUAUGGCUUAUAAGACAGUCCGGGCGGUGAGGCCAGUGCAAAAAUGCGUGCAUUUGCUGCUUCAUCUAGUGGCUCUUACUCUUGGGAUCUUUGGGGUCUAUGUUGCCUUCAAAUAUCACAGGGAGAGCCUUAUACCUGACAUGUAUACCUUGCAUUCAUGGUUGGGCAUGUGUACUAUCUGCUUAUUCGGUUUGCAGUGGUUGUUUGGAUUUUUAUUUUUUUGGUACCCGCAAGCAUCAUUGCGCACGAGGGAGAUGGUAGUCCCAAUUCAUGUUUCUGCUGGUCUGGCUAUCUUCUUCAUGACCAUUUGCACGGCGGAGACAGGGUUUGUACAGAGGGGAACAGAGCCAGGCCCUGAGACCCGUUUGAUUAACUUCACUGGACUAAUAAUUCUCUUAUUUGGACUGGCCGUGAGCAUCUCCGUUGUCCUCCCUAGGGUGAUGUGAACAAAUUCAUGUACUUUUGGCUUUCUUACCUUGGUAGGAUUUCUUGCUUGUUUAUGUCUGAGAGGAAUGUUGUGCAUUGCUAUCAAGAUGGAUUAACUUCACUGGAUUUCCUACUACCCUAAUUUGAGUCAUUAAAUAUGUAUACAUGAUUGUUGUUUAACCAUGAGCUUUUCCAA